GGUACCAUAAUCAUGAAGGUCUUUGUAGUGCUUGCAUUAGCGUUAGCUUGCGUUUCAGCAGCUUCUAUACCCGAAACUCCAGUUUCUCUUAAGGACUUAAACAAAGCUACAGUUAUUGAAGGUCGUAUAACCAAUGGACAUGAAGCUUAUCCCGGUCAAUUUCCUUACCAAGUUGGCUUAUCGCUAACAUCACCACGUGGAUCAAGUUGGUGUGGUGGUUCUUUAAUCGGCAAUGGAUGGGUGUUGACUGCUGCUCAUUGUACUAACGGUGUGUACUCUGUAACCGUUUAUUUGGGAAGCACUGUUCGCUCUGUUGCCAAAGUGGCUCACACUGUUAGCUCUAGAUCCAUUAUUCAACAUUCUGAAUAUAACCCCUACACUUUUGCUAAUGAUCUGUCUUUGAUCAGAAUUCCUGAAGUUACCUAUAGCGCUGAAAUUCAACCAAUUAGCUUACCAGCUAUUUCUCACGAAUAUUCAACCUAUGAGGGUAAUUAUGCCACCGCAUCAGGUUGGGGAAAAACCCAUGAUUAUAGUGGAGUUUCAACAACAUUGAAUUAUGCUUAUCUUCUUGUUGUUGCUAAUGAUGUGUGCUCUCAAUAUUAUGGCAACUCGCUUGUUACCGGCGGUACACUUUGUGUUGCAACGACUGAUGCUACGUCCACUUGCCAAGGUGAUUCUGGCGGCCCAUUAGUUUUGGACUCUCAACUUAUUGGUGUAACAUCGUUUGGUUCUUUAGCUGGCUGCCAAUUAGACAUUCCAGCUGGAUUUGUGCGUGUAACCAGUUACUUGGACUGGAUCCAGGCUAUCACUGGCAUAUACUACUAA
Calliphora vicina (urban bluebottle blowfly) is the source of this 825-nucleotide messenger RNA. Its product is annotated as collagenase-like. The record is from RefSeq and is a predicted model, not a curated record. Lineage: Eukaryota; Metazoa; Arthropoda; Insecta; Diptera; Calliphoridae. The coding region runs from base 13 to 825 and encodes 270 amino acids. The transcript is spliced from 2 exons. Gene Ontology annotation, molecular function: serine-type endopeptidase activity. Gene Ontology annotation, biological process: proteolysis.